Molecule: messenger RNA, 1495 nt
Organism: Jaculus jaculus (lesser Egyptian jerboa)
Lineage: Eukaryota; Metazoa; Chordata; Mammalia; Rodentia; Dipodidae
Gene: Spaar
Product: small regulatory polypeptide of amino acid response
Exons: 2
Coding region: 555-776 (73 amino acids)
Source: RefSeq, a predicted model, not a curated record
UGUUAAGACAAACAUUCAGAAGUGUCUGACUUCCUGUGUUCACGUGGAGGAGGAGCCCAGAUUGUCCAAGCGUGAGAACGGGACGGUGUGUUCUUUGCAAGGGGGAAGCGCAAGCAUGGGACGGCGCAUCAUUGUCUCUUCUGCUCCUUGUUCUUGAAAUCCAGAGGCCUCACCAGAGGGCCAGAGCUGGCCAGGUUCGCUCUGAGCAACAUCUUCUGCUCCUUCUUGGUCCUUUCCGUGUCCAGGGAAUCUUGACCUUCCCUCUUCUGUGAUGGUACUUCUAGAAGCUGCCAGUGGAGUUGACUACAGUUUUUUGGGGCCUAGCCUGAGGGAUAGCCAACGUACCAAAGAUCAACCUAGAUCCCAGCAGAAAGGACUCGUGGGGGCAUCCAACGGCCUAUGGCGGCAGACCUAAGGCCUCAGAUCAGCCCCUUAGAAGACUAAAGGGGAACAGCAGCCCAGCUCAAACUACCGACAGCUCUCUGGGAUUAGCUGAGGUGUUAAGGCUCCGAGACCUUCCAUGUUGCUCAGGUAACAAGUGCCACACAGAAGUCAUGGAAACCGCAGUGAUCGGAGUAGUGGCUGUGUUGCUUGUGGUCACCGUGGCCAUUGCCUGCCUCCUCUGUUAUUUCAGCUUUGAUUCGAAGACCCAGGAUCUUCAGAAGGACCAUGGCUUCACAGUGGCCACGUUUCGCCAGGAAGCAUCUCUCUUCACGGGGCCUGCACUCCAAACCCCGCCAGUGAAGAGUACCCAGGACUUCUGGACUGUCAUGUGAGGCUAACAGGAUCUCUUUGUUCUUCCCCCCGAAUAAGGCCUGCAUCCAUGUCCUUUCCCUUCUGUAUCCCACAGACUUCUUGUUUCCUUCCACCCUGACCCACUCCACUUUUUACCCCGGGCAAGCUCAGGUGUUAGGACCAGGUAUGGGCUACCUGAACCCUGACAGCUCAGUUCAAGUGGGGCGGAGGAGAAGCCUCCUGGCUUGGACAGACCCUAUGUGGCAUUGCAUGGUAGGACGGUUCUGCUGACCUACACCAGCUGGUGGUCAUCACCUCACCAGAAUUUACUGGGCACAGGGUAGCCUGGGAAAUUGGCUCUAUUGCCACCCAAGGAAGCAGCGCCCUCAAGUGGACACUCUGAGGAACCACUUCUUGUUUCUCAUCUUUUCCAACGCUGCAAGGUGCCCAACCCUGAGGCCUAUCUCUGAAAUCAGUGCCGAAAUCCUGAAACCAAACAGCUGCUUUCUGGGAACAAGUGAUUUAUUUCAUAAUUGAGAAUGUAUAUCCUUUUAUGGGUCUUUCCACAUCGGGUUUGGAAAAACCACCAAAGGAAGCAGAAUAGAAAAUAAGAGUCACUGAAAGUACAAGGUGUUUCAUUAACAGCAAAGCCAGCAAGAAGACUUUUAAACACAUUUUGAAUGAGACUUUACUGCUAUGUUCUAACAGGCUACUGCUAUUCUUAGAGAAUGUGAGUGAUUUGCGUCACUUAGGGAUAAUU